Molecule: messenger RNA, 2949 nt
Organism: Macrosteles quadrilineatus (aster leafhopper)
Lineage: Eukaryota; Metazoa; Arthropoda; Insecta; Hemiptera; Cicadellidae
Exons: 3
Coding region: 1-2949 (982 amino acids)
Biological process (GO): DNA integration
Molecular function (GO): zinc ion binding; nucleic acid binding
Source: RefSeq, a predicted model, not a curated record
AUGCAGUUUGUCAGGGGAUUAAAAGACUCUGAUAUACGUCUUCAACUUCUUCAAGAUAAACUAUUGCAACCGUUUAAAGAAGUAGUCGAAAAGUCUGCUACAUUGGAACUAGCGAAAAGUGAGAGCAGAAUAGUAAAGACAAAUGAAAAUCAAGAGGAAGUACACCAAGUAUCAAGCAAGAACAAACAGCCAGAUAGGAAACCUUGUAAAUCUAACAAUAUACAACUCUCUGAGUAUCAAACUCGUUUGGAGAUACUGAGAAACAAAUGCUAUAGAUGUGGUGAUGAUUCACAUAGAGCACAUCAAUGCAAGUUCAAAAAUGCAGAAUGUAACUCUUGUAAACGUUUUGGUCACUUAGCAAGAGUAUGUCUAAGAAAACCAAACAAAGAAGUAAAACAAUCAGAUGAAACCGCAGAAAAUACAAGCGAUGAUGACACUCAUGAAAUUUACCAACUUCAUUCAAAAUCAAAUGACAAGUUUAUGCUCGAGGUAAAAGUGGAAGGACGACUCAUGACAAUGGAGUUAGAUACAGGAGCGGCUCUCAGCAUUGUAUCCUAUGAUACAUUUAAGCUUUUAAACUCUCCAAAAAGGAUUUUCAAGACAAAUGUUCAACUCAAGACAUACACUGGGGAAAUAAUCAAUCCAAGAGGAGUUGUUUUUGUAAAUGUUCAGUAUAAAGAUCAAAGUUUUGUUGGAAAACUGUACAUUGUUAACAAGUGUGUAGACUCUAUAUUCGGAAGAGAAUGGAUAAGAGAGAUUCAACUUGAUGCAGCUGACAUACAUUCAUUAAAUUCAAGUGAAAACGAAAACAUCCAAGAACUAGAUGAUUUGAUGAUUCGAUACGAAGACAUUUUGAAAGAAGGCAUUGGGAAAAUACCAAAAGAAAAGGGUCAUUUUAAUGUAAAAGACGAAACCCAGCCAAUGUACAUCAAACCUAGACACAUGCCAUAUGCAUUAAAAGAAAAAGUAGAGAAGGAACUUGAAAGACUGGAGACUUUGGGUAUAAUCACACGUGUCGAAUCAUCCGAUUGGGGCACACCCAUUGUGCCGGUUGUCAAACCCAAUGGUUCAGUCAGAAUAUGUGCUGACUACAAGGUGACUUUGAACAAAGUUAUUAAAGACGAACAUUACCCUAUACCUCGGAUUGAUGAUAUCAUGUCAAAGAUGCAUUGUGGAAAGAUAUUUUGUACUCUUGAUAUCAGUAACGCAUACUUGCACAUGGAGAUGGACGAAGACAGUGCCAUCAUGCAAACAAUCAGUACUCACAAAGGGCUGUUUAAAGUGAACAGAUUAAUGUUUGGAGUAAAAGUGGCACCCUUGUUAUGGCAAAGAUUCAUGGACAAAACAUUACAUAACUUAGAAGGCGUACAAUUUUUCUUUGACGACGUAAUUGUCCAAGGAUCUAACAGGGAACAGCUUCUUCGUCGACUGGAACAGGUGUUUGAACGAUUGAAGUUAAAUGAUUUGAGGUUAAAUAGAGAGAAGUCAAAGACCUUACCAACAAUCUCGGCAACACGGAUAUUCAACUAUGCUCACUUUCUCUCCGGGUUCGACUAUGACAUAGAGUACAGGCAAACUGCUCAUCAUUGCAAUGCAGAUUAUCUCUCUCGAUUCCCUAUCGAAGUUGUACAAGAACAUUCUGUAGAUGACCUCUCGAAGUACCACAUAAAUCAACUGGAAACACUCAAUAUCAACAGUACCGUGGUGGCUAAGGAAACUCUCAACGAUGCUGUUUUGGGUCCAGUCCUACAGGCCUUGAAAUCAGGACAAUCUGUUGAACAAUACGGAUUUCAUGAUAACGAGCUGUCCAUUCAAGAUGAUUGUGUACUGAAGGGCUGGAGAGUCAUGAUACCUCAAUCUCUCAGACCUCAUGUGCUUCGAGAACUACAUGUAGCUCAUUUAGGAGGAAUAAAAAUGAAGGCUUUAGCUCGCAGUUUUUGCUGGUGGAAAAGUAUAGACAAGGAUAUUGAAGAUAUGGUAACUGAAUGUCGACAAUGCAUUGAAAAAUGCAACAACCCGAGGAAAACUAUCCAUCCAUGGGAACAACCUUCUAAUCCAUGGGAGAGGGUGCACAUUGAUUUCUUAGGACCAACAGAUGGCCAACAGUACCUGAUAUUAGUGGAUGCCUUUAGUAAGUGGGUGGAUGUGAUACAGACGAAAACAACUACAAGUACAUGGACAGUCCAAGAAUUACGGAAAAUCUUCUCAACUUUUGGGUUUCCUCACAUCCUAGUUUCAGAUAAUGGAAGACAGUUUGUUUCUCAAGAGUUCAAAAACUUCAUGAAUGAAUGUGGGAUUAUUCACAGAACAACGGCACCAUACCAUCCAAACUCAAAUGGCCAGGCUGAAAGGUACGUGCAGACUGUCAAGAAGGCGUUAAAAUCCAUGGAGGGAGAAAAGGGUACACUGCAAAAUAAAAUCCAAAGACUUCUAAUGCAACUCAGGCAAUCCCCGAAUUCAACAGGUACAUCAGCAUAUCACCUAAUGUUUGGAAGGAGUGUACGAACAAACCUAGCAAUAAUUGUUCCAACAUUAGAACCGAACAAAUAUCAGAAGAAGGGAGUCCAAGUCGGUAUAAAAAGGAAUUUCAAAGUUGGAGAUAAAGUGCAAGCGCGGGAAUAUGUCAAUGGUUCGUCCAAGUGGUAUUCGGGCUAUAUAACUCAAAAGCAAGGACAUGUAAUGUACGUAGUUCAGCUGGAAGAUGGACGAAUAAUAAGAAGACAUGUUGACCAGCUGAUUCUUCGUAAAGUGCCGCAGCACAUGAACCUUGCGGUAAUGAACUUAGACUGUUGCUACUGUGUUUUCUGGGUUUUGUCACUCAGGGCCCAGGAGGACUACCGUCAACCUUCUACGUUUGGAGCAUGGGCGGAGAAACAUUUCUUCGUGGGGCCCUCUUUUGGGACUCUGGCCAGCCCACCUCUCCGUCGAACUUCAGCAGCCCUCCAGUGA